AUGGCGCGGGGCUACGGGUCCUCGCCGGCGGCGCCGGCGGCGGCGGUCCCGAAGCGGGCGCAGGGCCGCGCGGGCAGCGUCCAGGCGCCGAGCGCGCCCUACCAGCACGCGGCGCGCGUGCUCGAGGCGUGGAUCGUCAUCGCCGUCGGCGCCUUGUGCGUCAUGGCGACGACGGGCGUCGUCCUGGGCUACGCGCCGAGCAGCCUGCAGUUCGCCCGGUCCUUCGGCGCGGCGCUGCCGGACGCGCCGCGGCGCGCGCGCGACUACGCGGCGUCCAUCGUCGGGCGGAACCACGACCAAACGAGGGCGUCCGGGCCGAACCGGACGUCGAGCUCCGACUGGCUCCAGACGAAGAACAACCUCACGAAGAUCGCCUGGGCCGCGUCGGACACGGACGCGGCGAAGAAGUUCUUCCUGCGGUACUCGUCGUCCAUGGCGGCGCUGGACGGGUGCGACCCGAGCUGCGAGUGCGGCACGCAGGGCCGCGUCAUGCUCAACGGCACGUCGGGCUUCGGGUUGCACACCGUCGACGCCUUCACGCACCCGUCCGGGGACCUGAACGUGUCGGCCAUCGAGAAGGUCUUCACGCAGAAGGUCGGCGACUCGUCGGCCUACGUCGACGUCUUCGACCACCACGCGGGCCUGUGGGCCCCGGAUUUGGACGACGUCGUCACGAAAAUGAAGCUCCACAACCAGCCCUACUACGCCAUGGCCUGGACGGGAAUGGACGGCGGCACGUACUACAGCGUGCUCGCGCACCACGCGGGGUCGCAGGUCGUCGUGGAGUUCGUCGGAUCGUCGCAGUCGUCGCUGGACCCGGCGGAGAUCCACGAGAUGGACACGCCGCGCUACGGCGGGUCGCUGGCGGACUACGUCGUCAUGCCCUGCUGCAUGAUGACGCCGCUGUGGGUGUCUCGGGCCACGUCGGACGCGGACCGCGACUGGAACUGGUACUCGUCGAAGCUGAACGCGAACCUGACGUUCUCCGCGGACACGCCCGACGGCGUCAAGUACCGCUACGGGACCAUGGCGUCGUCGUCGGCCUGGGAGGUCCACUUCGUGGAGCGGCCCGCGGACGCGGCGGGCGGCAUGACCGUCGCCGACUUGGAGGCGUACUUCAAGGAGACGCACGCGGCCUACGUCCACAGCCCGGCCUGCGGCUUCGACGUCUGGUUCGACAACCACUACGGCGUCGACAUGUGCGGGGGCGGCAACUGCAUGGGCAUGGACGACGACGACCUCGACCCGGAGUCGCUCUACGUCGACGACCUCGUCGAGAGACUCGAGAGCGGGCCCGACGGCGCGGACACGUACCGCAUCUGGAAGCAGAUCUGGCUCGACUGGGGCUGGCUCUACAACAUCUACAUCGUCGAGCCCAACGGCCAGUCCCUCCAGAUCAACGGCUUCCUGAAGCACGCGCCCGCGGACACGCCCCAGUGGAACCAGUCGCUCUGCGGCCAGGGCACCUGCCAGGACUGGGGCUGGCAGCGCGUCGACUAG
Aureococcus anophagefferens is the source of this 1500-nucleotide messenger RNA. RefSeq lists its product as hypothetical. Lineage: Eukaryota; Pelagophyceae; Pelagomonadales; Pelagomonadaceae. The transcript has a single exon. The coding region runs from base 1 to 1500 and encodes 499 amino acids. The record is from RefSeq and is a predicted model, not a curated record.